Messenger RNA from Rhagoletis pomonella (apple maggot), 1176 nucleotides. RefSeq names its product nitric oxide synthase-interacting protein homolog. Lineage: Eukaryota; Metazoa; Arthropoda; Insecta; Diptera; Tephritidae. The record is from RefSeq and is a predicted model, not a curated record. The transcript has 3 exons. The coding region runs from base 127 to 1044 and encodes 305 amino acids. Gene Ontology annotation, cellular component: nucleus. Gene Ontology annotation, molecular function: ubiquitin protein ligase activity.
ACGUUCUUUAUUUUGUUUUUAUGCGCUUCCACUAUUUUCUGCAUCUCGGAAUAAACUUUAGAAAAUAUUGAUUCUUGUUUUGUGUUUUGUUAUUUAAAAAGGCUGGUUCACAAUUAAAUCAAUAAAAUGACUCGACAUGCACGCAAUUGCACGGCCGGAGCUGUAUACACCUACAAUGAAAAGCGUCGCGAUGCCGCCGAAUCAGGCUAUGGAACCAAAGCCCAACGUCUUGGAAAGGAUUCAGUAAAAUCGUUCGAUUGUUGUUCUCUGACUUUGCAACCAUGUCGUAAUCCGGUGGUAACAAAGGACGGCUACCUUUUCGAUAAGGAAGCCAUUUUGCAAUAUGUUAUCACCAAGAAAAAUGAAUACAGCCGGAAACUGAAGGAGUAUGAACGUCUUCGGCGCUUAGAAGAAACUGAAAAUGCACAAGAAUUGAACCUCAAGCAACAGAAAUGUAUUGAAAAGUUUGUAAAUGCCGGAAAACCAGUCAAUGAGAAUGCAAGUGGCUCCAAAUCGGCUCCUGUUGAGGCUGUCACUCCCAGCACAUCAGCGGCCGCCAUAGCCGCUGCUGGUGGAUCUAUCUCCAAUAUGACUAAUGGGAAUGAAAAAAAGUUGCCCAGUUUUUGGGUACCUUCAGAAUGUCCAAAUGCUGGCGCUGCGAAAGCAAAAAAACCUGAGUCCACGAUUUAUUGCCCUGUAUCCGGGAAGCCUCUAAAAGUGAAAGAUUUGAUUGAUAUAAAAUUUACAUUACUCAAAGACGGUGAUAACAGCCGUUCACUAAUAGCGAAGGAGGCACGUUAUAUGUGUCCUGUAACGCACGAUGUGCUCAGCAAUGCUGUGCCAUGUGCGGUGUUACGGCCAACCGGCGAUGUAGUAACUAUGGAGUGUGUAGAGAAAUUAAUUAAAAAAGAUAUGAUACACCCUUUGACAAAUCAAAAACUCACUGAAAAGGAUAUUAUACCAUUGCAGAGGGGCGGCACCGGUUACGCUACGACCAAUGACAAUUUAGAUGCAAAGGAAAAGCGUCCAAUGCUGCAGGUCUAAAGCGGUUUUAUACAUACUAUAUUUUUAGCGUAUAAUUAAUUUAUCUUUGCAGUUUUAUUGUACAUUAGUUUAAAUAUAAUCUUGUUCAAUAAAAGCAUACCUAUGCAAAAAGUUUGCAAAGGCAAAAACGUC